UUAUUUUCUUGGGAAAAAAAUUUAUAUUAGAGCAAUAUUUAUAAACUUUAAAAAGAUCAUAGAAAUAAUGUUGUGGCAAUGACCCUGGUGGAAGCGUUUAAGCGUAAUUGGCUUAUAGCUACAUUUGGCAUAAUAUUACUAUUAGUUGGUGCUUGUGUUUUAUUUUGGAAUGAGGGACGCGCGGUACACACAAUUAUGUCUCUUGACGAAGCUUUAGAUAUUGCGGUUACUUUGGAAGCUAAUACAGAUGAUAUCGAGCCCACCUACAAUGGACGCAUUGUUCAUAUAAUCGGGCCUCUCAUUAUUGGAGAGCCAUUAACCGAACCUGAUUAUAAUAUACAAGUAUUAGCUGUGAAAUUGAAAAGGCGUGUACAAAUGUAUCAGUGGGUGGAAGAGACUGUAGAACACAAUUUUGGUGAAAGUGUUGCGUCUGUUCAUACAGAAGAUCGAAGUUAUUAUUACAUACGCGAAUGGCGGGAUCAUUUAAUUGAUUCGCGUAACUUUUACAUACAAACUGGUCAUCAAAACCCCAGACAAUUUCCUAUAGAGUCUAAGGUACAAAUUGCUGAUGCAGUCUACGUGGGACGCUACGAAUUGGGUAACGAAAUUAAGGACAAGUUUAAAAGCUUUGUCGAGCUAACAUCGGACACGAGGCCAGAAGAUCCUUUUAUCAAAUUGCAUCUUGGUCUCUACUAUCACACAAAUGAUAUAUUUAAUCCAGAAAUUGGUGAUAUACGUAUACUGUUUACCUUCGCGGGCUUAGAAGGAGAAAUGUACACUAUUGUCGGGAAAUUGGAUAAAAACAAAAUUGUACCGUAUGAAACUAGUCGCGGUAUAGAAGUGCUAUUAGUAUAUCCAGGUGAGCACUCACUCACACAGGUCUUUAAAAUGGAGCAUCACGCUCAACGGUUAACAGCCUGGGCUUUUCGGUUCGUUGGUUGGAUUUUAGUUUUCUUUGGUGUUACUUGCACGUCAAAGUUGUUUCACAAGUUGUUGACUCAAAUACAAUUCCUUUCGGCUUUAGCACCCGAUCCUCAGUAUCCUGUCGGUACGAACGUAAUAUUGUCUUUGUCACUCACUUUAAUUAUAGCCUCGAUAGCAUGGAUUUUACAUCGUCCGAUGGUUGCAGCAGGCCUAAUUUGUGCGGCUGCUUCACCAUUUGUGUGGUUCGCGCGGGGCGUCAGCAUUUAUCAAAGAGUUGAUUAAUUUUUUGAUAUUGUCUUUUUGUGAAUAAUGAACAAAACUGGAAAUUUUGAGUAUUCAUGUCAUUUAGUUGUUAAUUAUUUGUACUCAUCAACACUAAGAAUGGUUCACAUAGUGUUUUCAUUUUCUACGCAAUUUAUAAAUAAUUUGGACUAACUCUGUCAUAUGUGGAAUCUUCAAACAAAAAAAAUUCGUGGACUUGUUCACACUUCGCCAAGUCUAAGUCCACACUUUUCAAAUGGAUGCCUUUUGAUCUCUGUCUUGAAAAUAACCUCAUCACGGGCGUUGGAUAUCAAUAGAUUCGGCACAAAUUGAUGACUAUGUUCUGAAAAUUGUCAAAAUAAAAACAAAACCCAAAAUAUGGGGAAAAAUGGCCGUCGAUUAUAUACACCAAUAGAUAGAACCAACUCAGACAUCAAUCAAUCAUUUUAUGAAAAAAUGUA
Molecule: messenger RNA, 1646 nt
Organism: Glossina fuscipes
Lineage: Eukaryota; Metazoa; Arthropoda; Insecta; Diptera; Glossinidae
Gene: Tmem43
Product: transmembrane protein 43 homolog
Exons: 7
Coding region: 79-1206 (375 amino acids)
Biological process (GO): nuclear membrane organization
Cellular component (GO): nuclear inner membrane
Source: RefSeq, a predicted model, not a curated record